This is a messenger RNA of Grus americana (Whooping crane), 1181 nucleotides long. Its product is annotated as lens fiber major intrinsic protein. The record is from RefSeq and is a predicted model, not a curated record. Lineage: Eukaryota; Metazoa; Chordata; Aves; Gruiformes; Gruidae. The transcript has 4 exons. Gene Ontology annotation, cellular component: apical plasma membrane; plasma membrane. Gene Ontology annotation, molecular function: water channel activity. The coding region runs from base 148 to 978 and encodes 276 amino acids. Gene Ontology annotation, biological process: transmembrane transport.
CCCCGGGCAGCGAAGCGGUUAACGGUGGGGGGGGGUGGCGGUGGUGGGAUCCCACCCCCGGGGCCGGCCCGGGGGGGGCUUAUAAAGGUGGGCGCCAGCGGCCCCCGGGGAGGGGAGCGGGGCCGUGGAGGGCAGCGGGGCCAGGCCAUGCGGGAGCUGCGCUCGUCCUCCUUCUGGAGGGCCGUCCUGGCCGAGUUCCUGGGCAGCCUCCUCUACGCCCUGCUGGGGCUGGGGGCUUCCCUGCGCUGGGCCCCGGGCCCCCCCAGCGUCCUGGGGGCCGCCCUGGCCUUUGGGCUGGCCCAGGCCACCCUGGUGCAGGUGCUGGGCCACGUCAGCGGGGGCCACAUCAACCCGGCCAUCACCUUGGCCUUCCUGCUGGCCUCGCAGCUCUCCCUGCCCCGAGCCCUGGGCUACCUCCUGGCCCAGCUGCUGGGCGCCCUGGCCGGGGCCGGCGUGCUCUACGGCGUGACGCCGGCCCCCGUCCGCGGCACCCUCGGCCUCAGUGCGCUGCACCCCGGCGUGGGCCCGGGCCAGGGCACGGUGGUGGAGCUGCUCCUGACCGCCCAGUUCGUCCUCUGCGUCUUGGCCAGCUUCGACGACCGCCACGACGGGCGCCCGGACUCGGCAGCGCUGCCCGUCGGCUUCUCCCUCGCCCUCGGCCACCUCUUCGGGAUCCACUACACGGGCGCCGGCAUGAACCCCGCACGCUCCUUCGCCCCCGCCGUCAUCACCCGCAACUUCACCAACCACUGGGUGUACUGGGCGGGCCCGCUGCUGGGCGCGGCGCUGGGCGCGGUGCUGUACGAGUUCGCGCUGUGCCCGCGGCCGCGCAGCCUGGCCGAGCGCCUGGCCGCCCUCAAGGGAGAGCCCCCCGCCGCCACCGCUGCCGCCGUCGCCGCCGUCGCCGUCGCCACCGCCGCCGAGCUGCCGCCCGAGCCGCCGGCCGAGCCGCUGGAGCUGAAGACGCAGGGCCUGUAGGCCCGGCCCGGGCUCCCGCGCCCGCCCGCUGCUUUGCUGUGACGGGGCCGCCGCGGUUGCGUGUGGUGCGUGUGUGUGCGGCGCGGCGGGCGGCGGCGGGGCCCCGCUGCCGGGAGCCGGGAUCCGGCCUGGCCGGGGCCGAUCGUACCGGGCCGGGGCCGCCCCGCCCCGCUGCGGCGGGAGUUCUGUGUUCGGUGAAUUAA